AUGAAGAAUCUCAUUUUCGGUAUCUCUCUUCUCGCGUCAGCUUUUAUCUCUACCCAAGCUGCCAAUACUGGCGUGGAUGUAUCUGCUUUGGUAUCUACCGACUCGUGGUCAUGUGCAAAGAACUAUGGAUAUAGCCAUGCCAUCAUUCGCUGCUACUUUGAGGCAUGGGGUGGUAAUCCGGGCGGUGCUCUUGAUAACUCAUGUGCCAAAAACUACGCCAACGCAGUGGCAGGUGGAUUUGAUCAAAUUGAUCUAUACAUGUUCCCUUGCACUGGCCGUAGCACUUGCAAGUCUCCUGCCGCCCAAGUCAAUGAAAUGGUGGGUCACAUGAACAGCAACAAGAUGAAAAUUGGCACCCUUUGGCUUGAUGUUGAGGUGGAUCCUCAAUCCAAUAACUGGCCUUCUGCAUCCCAAGCACAAUCUACUUUAAAGGAAUUUAAAGCAGCAUUUGAUGCAACAGGCCUUAAAUGGGGUGUUUACGCCUCCCAAUCUCAAUGGACAUCCAUCACAGGUUCAAAGGAUUGGGUGUUGGAUUCAUCUGUCCCCUUGUGGUAUGCUCAUUACGAUGAAGCACUCAACUUUGAUGACUUUAGCUCAUUUGGCGGAUGGACCAAGCCAACCAUCAAGCAAUACGCUGGAUCGCAAUCAUUCUGCUCUGCCAACUGGGACAAGAACUUUUAUGGAUAA
Molecule: messenger RNA, 687 nt
Organism: Lichtheimia ornata
Lineage: Eukaryota; Fungi; Mucoromycota; Mucoromycetes; Mucorales; Lichtheimiaceae
Exons: 5
Coding region: 1-687 (228 amino acids)
Biological process (GO): cell wall macromolecule catabolic process; signal transduction; peptidoglycan catabolic process
Molecular function (GO): lysozyme activity
Source: RefSeq, a predicted model, not a curated record